CCUGCGCCGGCGCGCGAGGGGGUCCGGCGGGCGGCCGUUAGAGCGGCCGGCAACCAUGAUCACUUCCGGUUUCUCUUCCCCCAACCCCUCCGCUGCAGCUCAGGAGGUCAGGCCUGCCACUGAUGGUAGUAGCGGCAGCAGCUCCUCCUGCAAGAAGAGAAAGUUAAAUAACAGCAACUCCGAAAGAGAGGAAUUCGAUUCCAUUUCCUCCUGCUCCUCAUCUCCUUCCAAAAACAACUCCUCCUCGUCUUCUUUGGUCAUCACCGCCUCUUCGUGCUCCUCCUCAGGGGUUGCCUCCUCCAACCAUCACCUCCAGAAGAAGCUGCGCUUUGAGGACUCCUUGGAUUUUAUCGGACUCGAUGUGAAGAUGGCUGAAGAGUCUUCCUCCUCCUCCUCUCCCGCUGCCUCUUCUCAACAGCAGCACCAACAGCAGCUCAAAAAUAAAAGCCUUUUAAUUUCUUCAGUGGCCGUAGGGCACCACGCCAAUGGCCUGACCAAAGCUGCCUCCUCUACUGUGUCCAGUUUCGCCAACAGUAAACCUGGCUCCGCUAAGAAAUUAGUGAUCAAGAACUUUAAAGAUAAACCCAAAUUGCCUGAAAACUACACAGAUGAAACCUGGCAAAAACUGAAAGAAGCCGUAGAAGCAAUCCAGAACAGUACUUCCAUUAAGUACAACUUAGAGGAGCUCUAUCAGGCUGUUGAAAAUCUCUGCUCCUACAAGAUUUCAGCAAACUUGUACAAACAAUUGAGACAAAUCUGUGAAGACCACAUUAAAGCACAAAUUCACCAGUUCAGAGAGGAUUCCUUGGAUAGUGUUCUUUUUCUAAAGAAAAUAGACAAAUGUUGGCAAGAUCACUGCAGACAAAUGAUUAUGAUUAGAAGUAUUUUUUUGUUCUUGGACCGAACUUACGUACUUCAGAAUUCGAUGCUGCCAUCUAUUUGGGAUAUGGGGCUAGAAUUGUUCAGGACUCAUAUAAUCAGUGAUCAGAAGGUUCAGAACAAAACAAUUGAUGGCAUUCUUCUGCUGAUUGAGAGAGAAAGAAAUGGUGAGGCUAUCGAUAGGAGCUUACUGCGAAGCCUUCUGAGCAUGCUUUCUGACUUGCAGAUUUAUCAAGAUUCUUUUGAGCACAGAUUCUUGGAAGAAACUAACCGUCUGUAUGCAGCAGAAGGACAGAGGCUGAUGCAGGAACGUGAGGUUCCAGAAUAUCUUCACCAUGUCAACAAGCGCUUGGAAGAAGAAGCAGACAGGAUAAUCACUUACUUGGAUCAGAGCACGCAGAAGCCACUAAUUGCUACUGUAGAAAAGCAACUUCUAGGUGAACAUUUAACAGCCAUUCUCCAGAAAGGUUUAAACCACCUUCUGGAUGAAAACCGAAUUCAAGACCUGUCCCUUCUGUAUCAGUUAUUCAGUCGGGUGAGAGGUGGAGUGCAAGUUCUCUUGCAGCACUGGAUUGAGUACAUCAAGGCAUUUGGUAGCACCAUAGUAAUUAAUCCAGAAAAAGACAAAACCAUGGUCCAAGAACUGCUUGAUUUUAAAGACAAGGUUGACCAUAUUAUUGAUGUUUGCUUUCUCAAGAAUGAGAAGUUUGUAAACGCCAUGAAAGAAGCCUUUGAAACAUUCAUUAACAAAAGACCAAAUAAGCCAGCUGAACUCAUAGCUAAAUAUGUAGAUUCAAAGCUUCGGGCAGGCAACAAAGAAGCUACUGAUGAAGAACUUGAAAAAAUGCUGGAUAAAAUUAUGAUCAUAUUUAGAUUCAUAUAUGGAAAAGAUGUGUUUGAGGCCUUCUAUAAAAAAGAUCUAGCAAAGAGACUAUUAGUUGGGAAGAGUGCUUCAGUAGAUGCUGAAAAAUCUAUGCUUUCCAAACUCAAACAUGAAUGUGGAGCUGCUUUCACGAGCAAACUUGAAGGAAUGUUUAAAGAUAUGGAGCUUUCAAAAGACAUAAUGAUACAAUUUAAACAGUAUAUGCAAAAUCAGAAUGUACCUGGCAAUAUUGAACUAACAGUGAAUAUCUUGACUAUGGGUUACUGGCCAACCUACGUGCCUAUGGAGGUCCACCUGCCCCCAGAGAUGGUAAAACUGCAGGAGAUUUUCAAAACCUUUUACUUAGGAAAACACAGUGGCAGGAAGCUUCAGUGGCAGUCAACUCUAGGACACUGUGUGCUGAAAGCAGAAUUUAAAGAGGGCAAAAAAGAGCUUCAGGUCUCCUUGUUCCAGACACUAGUGCUGCUCAUGUUUAAUGAAGGAGAGGAGUUCAGUCUAGAAGAGAUAAAGCAAGCCACUGGGAUAGAGGAUGGAGAGCUGAGAAGGACACUUCAAUCUCUGGCUUGUGGCAAAGCUAGAGUACUGACUAAGAGCCCCAAAGGAAAGGAUGUGGAAGAUGGUGAUAAGUUCACAUGCAAUGAUGAUUUCAGACAUAAGCUGUUCAGGAUAAAAAUCAACCAAAUUCAGAUGAAAGAAACGGUAGAGGAGCAGGCAAGCACUACAGAGAGGGUGUUCCAGGACCGGCAGUACCAGAUCGAUGCGGCCAUCGUGCGGAUUAUGAAGAUGCGAAAAACACUGAGUCAUAACUUGCUUGUGUCAGAGGUCUACAACCAGCUUAAAUUCCCAGUAAAGCCUGCUGACCUUAAGAAGAGAAUAGAAUCCUUAAUUGACAGAGACUACAUGGAAAGAGAUAAAGAAAACCCAAAUCAGUACAACUAUAUUGCAUAAACAUAUGUUGGCCUUUGUUUUACUGCACACUCGGUGUCAUACGCAAUUGCCAGUGGAUAAACUAGCCUGUUAAUCCCGUUAAUUGACUUUUUAUACUACCGAUGACUGAAUGAAAGCAGUGUAAUGGAGGAGAAUAGUAGAGUGGACUUCUUUCAGUGGUUAACAUGCCCAUUUAAAGAGUACUAUUUACAUUUUAAGAAGAAUGCUGUUGAACUCUUUGCAUGUUAUUUAGUAAGAUGUGCAGGAAGCUGCAAGAAAGUAUCUGGUCUUCGUAAUUCCAUUUGACUCUGGGUCUGAAGAGGAGAGUCCCUUGAUAUGACAGAUGUCUUUCACACCUUUAAAUGGAAACAGAAGGUUAAUAUAAGAAAAUAGCCUUUAAAAUGCUUAAACUGCAUGCAAACUUUUAAUUUACUGUACAGAAUGCAUUUCAGUUAGCAACAUACCAUUGGUUUGGAUGAUACCCACACGAGGGUUUUUCUCAAGGGGAGGGGAGAUGGGGAAUAAGCCGAGCUACGCUUAUUGCUGAUCUAGUGGAAUCUGUUCUUGGUUGCAGUUAAGACAAAAUGGUACCAAUAUAAAAUGAUUUAUACAAGUUUGUAGUGUGGGCAUAUGUAUACAAAUAUCAUUCUUAAAUAACUGCUACAACAAAACAAGUUCAGAUUUGUAUUUGUAUGGCUUGCCUGUAAGACCUUAGUGUUCACCUUUGGGAAUUUUAACAUAAAACAGCCAUAAUGGAAACAAAAGUGACAGUUCUUACUGGACAUGGGUAGGAGGCCUUCACCUCUUGGCAGCAAUACUCUACAAAAGAGAAUCUAUUUAAAGGUAUUUAUGAAAAGCCACACUGUUCUUGUGGUAAAGCUAUAAGAACAAAAGCUACAAAUUAAUUUUAAUACUUGUUUUGUUUUGCAACAUUCUGAACUUGAACAGACCUCAAGGUUUAGACAGGGCACGUAGGAGACUGCCCUGCUUUGGAUUGCUUUAACUUAAAGCUUUAAGAACUCAGCCCUAGAUGUGGCAGGCCUCCGAGAAACCCAGAAGCCUACCUCUCAUACAGAAAGACAGCCAAGUAUUGCUGUAAGGCAUCUAAAACAUCGUCUUAGGUGACCAGAGAGCAUUCUUUACAUCUGGAUAAGACACGAGAGAAUAAGUCACUUGAAUGUAGAGCUUUUUUUCAACAGGUUGUUUUUUAUUGCUAUAGCAGUACGACAGGAAUACAUGGGGUGAAAAAUGUCAACAGGAAAGGUAACUCCUCUACGUAACAGUUCUUCCUUACAGCCAAGCUUUAGACCUACAAUCAGCUGUGUUGCAGAGCACAAUGAAAAACCUCAUCUUUGUUCAGGCACUAACAGUCCUGGGGAAUAGCAGACGUUUCCUGUAAGCAAGAUGUUACUUUCUUUUCAGUGACAGUGUAACUUAGCGCUCUGUGAUCUCUAACUUUUAUCACUGUGAUCCCACUUUCAGGGGCCUACAUGUGAGAGAGGGGGUGUGUGUGUGUGUGUGUGUGUGUGUGUGUGUGUGUGUGUG
Centrocercus urophasianus (Greater sage-grouse) is the source of this 4234-nucleotide messenger RNA. It is a transcript of the gene CUL4B, whose product is annotated as cullin 4B. Gene Ontology annotation, biological process: DNA damage response; ubiquitin-dependent protein catabolic process; protein ubiquitination. The transcript has 21 exons. Gene Ontology annotation, molecular function: ubiquitin protein ligase binding. Gene Ontology annotation, cellular component: Cul4B-RING E3 ubiquitin ligase complex. Lineage: Eukaryota; Metazoa; Chordata; Aves; Galliformes; Phasianidae. Bases 56 to 2710 code for a protein of 884 amino acids. The record is from RefSeq and is a predicted model, not a curated record.